ACUGUGCAGCGUGUCGUUUCGCUCGUUGCCUGGCGCGUCUUCGACGAUCCCCCUUCGAUCGCGGCCCCGUGCGCUUCGGCGAGCGAGCGAUCGAUCGAUCUCUCGCGCGGGUACGUCACGCGUUGAAGUUCGACGAACGGCGCCGGUCGGUCAGCUGUGGGGAAUCCGGAGCGCGCGCCCUCGGCAGCGCGAGACACGUGACCGACUGUGUGCGCGGCGGCGGCGGAAGUUUCCGUGUGUCCCACUCGCGGUGGCGCGAGAGGGAGAGAAAGAGAGUGAGAAGAAGGGAAAGAGAAAGACGCGCGCGCGCUCUCGGGCCGGCCGCCCGAUCAGGUGACGAGUCCGUCGCGGGGUGCGACCUCCCUCCCCGUGGUCGCCGAAGGAACUGGAGUAGUCGGCGUUCGGCAUCCGCGCGGUCCGCUCCUACGCGCGCGCGCGCGUCGCGAGCUUUGUUACGAGGCGAAGAGUGAGAGAGGGACACACACACGUGUCGGAUUCGCGAUAAGCGUUCUCGUUAUCAAUCGUCGAUCGAACCGAAGUGAUCGCGACAGGUGAGGCGACUUUCGGUUAUCGAACGGAAGGAAAGAACGCUCCGUCUCUACUUGGCCGUCCGUCUAUCUGGUUGUGCGUGUGGGUGCGCGCGCUCGUGUGGAGAGGGAGAGUGAAGAGCAACAGCGACUCGAGUGAGUCGGUCGCGGUGCACCGCGAGUUAUUCCGACGCGAGAGUGCCAUCCGACACUGAGACUGUGCAGCGGGGAGACGGAGAUCGCUAAAAUUGGAUACCUUCGCUGCGCGGCUGACCGCGCGCUCGUGCCGAACCGGACGAUGCGCCUCGGCGUGAGAUCGCUUCGUGGACGAUAACGAAGGAACCUGUUGACUACCCCCUCCCCCCGAAGACUUCUCGUCGUUCGCGUUAUUUAUUCUUGCCGUAACCGAAGAGAAAACGGAGCGGCGUCUCCUGGGGGUGCUGGAGAUGGCGGCCACCGAGAGCACGAUCCGAUUUAGCGGCCACACGUUGGACAAGGCGACCAAGGCCAAGGUAACGCUGGAGAACUAUUACAGCAACCUGAUAGCGCAGCACAUCGAGCGGAAGCAGAGGCUGGCGAAGCUCGAGGAGUCCCUGAAGGACGAGGGCCUGUCGGAGCAGCAGAAACAGGAGAAGAGGCUGCAGCAUGCCCAGAAGGAGACCGAGUUCCUCCGGCUGAAGCGGUCGAGGCUCGGCGUCGAGGAUUUCGAGCCUCUCAAGGUCAUCGGCAGGGGUGCCUUUGGCGAGGUGAGACUCGUGCAGAAGAAGGACACCGGACACGUGUACGCGAUGAAGAUCCUUAGAAAGGCCGACAUGCUCGAGAAGGAGCAGGUCGCGCACGUCAGAGCGGAGAGAGACGUCCUCGUGGAAGCGGACCACCAGUGGGUCGUGAAGAUGUACUACAGUUUCCAGGAUCCUAUAAAUCUCUAUCUAAUAAUGGAGUUCCUUCCCGGCGGUGACAUGAUGACGCUGCUCAUGAAGAAGGAUACGCUUUCCGAGGAGUGCACGCAAUUUUAUAUUUCCGAAACGGCGUUAGCGAUCGACUCCAUACACAAGUUAGGUUUUAUUCAUAGAGACAUCAAGCCGGACAACCUGUUGCUGGACGCACGGGGCCACAUAAAACUCUCUGACUUCGGGCUGUGCACCGGUCUGAAGAAAUCGCACAGGACCGACUUCUACAGAGACCUGAGCCAAGCGAAGCCUUCCGAUUUCAUGACAUCAUGCGGGAGUGGAAGCGGCGGCGCGAUGGACAGCAAAAGAAGAGCCGAGAGCUGGAAGAGGAACAGGAGAGCGCUGGCGUACAGCACGGUCGGCACUCCGGACUACAUCGCGCCGGAAGUGUUCCUGCAGACGGGCUACGGGCCGGCUUGCGACUGCUGGUCUUUGGGAGUCAUCAUGUACGAGAUGCUCAUAGGAUACCCGCCGUUCUGCAGCGAAAAUCCGCAGGAGACGUAUAGAAAAGUAAUGAACUGGCGGGAGACGCUGGUCUUUCCGCCGGAAGUGCCCAUCAGCGAAGAGGCUAAAGACGCGAUUAUCAGAUUCUGCUGCGAAGCCGACAGAAGAUUAGGGUCGCAAAGAGGCAUCGAGGAGCUCAAGUUGGCGCCUUUCUUCCGCGGUGUCGACUGGGAGCACAUCAGGGAGCGGCCGGCCGCGAUACCGGUCGAGGUGCGGUCCAUCGACGACACGUCCAACUUUGACGAAUUUCCAGACGUGAAGCUGGAGAUACCGUCCGCGCCGAUGCCCCAGGACGGCGAGGUAAUAUACAAGGACUGGGUAUUCAUCAAUUACACCUUCAAACGCUUCGAGGGUCUCACGCAACGGGGCACACCGACCAAGAAAUAGCAACCCCUCACCUCCUGCUCGAUCAGCAGCGCCGCCGCCGGCGCUAAUCAGCCGGCUGCUGACGUGAUCGAAAUUCCGGCCUUGGUACAUCACCCUCAUCAUCCGGCGCCGCCGCCGUCGUCGUCCCUGACGUCGGCGACGGCGACGUCGCGGACGGCGGACGGCUGACCUGUCCGCGGCCACGCGUCACUCUUGUUUGUAUAUACGUGAUGAGCACGGGUUGUCGUGUGUGAGUAAAAGCGCGCGCGGCGUUGUCACGAUUCGCGACGAGCGCGUAUCGCGGCUCGAACAGCUCGGCCAGCCGGCUGUCCAGGCAGGCGGGAACGAUACGGGAGAGAGCCUAGUGAUAAAGGUGCACAAUAGCCACAAGUGUCGCAUGCCUUGGACACGCGCGUGUCGGUAACGGGCGGCGGUGCGCGUCGUCGUCGACGACGACGGGUCUCUCUCGUUGCGCGACUCGCGCGGUGAUACUCGACCUCUCGUCGUGGGGGGGAGGGNGGGGGGGGGGGAGUGUUUUCUUAUCGUUCUCCUUGGCUUUCGUUGCACCGCGUGCCGAGGAGGCCGUAUGUUGUGAGAAAAAAGGGAAAAAAAAUUCGAAGUUCGAAGCGUAGCAUAAUAAGCUCUCUGUGGUAAUGGUAUUAAACGAAAACAAGAAAAAAAAAAGAGACGAUCGGGAGGGAGCCUCGGUCCCGUGUGUGGUCCUCUCGCACGCUCGCACGCACUUCUUAUUUAUCCGACGCGACGCGCGUAAAGAGUGGUAGUGUGUCCUCCCUGUUUUUCUUUCGAAUUUUUCGCAAAACUCGGCAGGCUGAAAGGUUGCCAACAACACACCUCCUCCUCGACGAGUCUCGCAACGCGUCUCUCGUGUUCUCAAUGAGAAAACGCAUCCUCUGAGGAUUGCUGAGAAAUAAACUGGUCCUUUCGGAUAUGCGGGAUGCGUUGCGAGGCUCGUUGAAGAAAAAGUGGUAUCGCGACACCUUUGAUCCGCCGACCGUUCGUUUGUCCGCUAAGUAAUGCUCGGCUAAGCUCUCGAGCCCAAGCUCUCUCACUCACUCUCUUUCUUUCUUUCUUUCUUUCUUUUUUUCUUUCUUUCUCUCUCUCUCUCUCUCUUUCUUUCUGUUUCUCUUUCUCUCUUUUUCUGUUUCGAGAACAUUGUAUUUAUAUGAUCCAGCUCUGUGAUACGAAGUUGUUGGUAAAAUCCGUGUGAUAGUCGGAGCGGCGGAUACCUUUUCGUCCGUUAGAGCGGAUGCUGAUGAUUUUAUUGAUGUUGUAAUGUGUACAUAUAUAUACGCGCUCAAUCGGAUGUCUUUUGAUUCGAUUUCCGGAAAAUCUAAUGUGAUUGUUGGCGACGUUCGGACGAGGAUCGGACUUUUAUAUUACGUAUUUUCGCGCUGCUUUAUUGCGAGAGCUUUGGCCCGUUGCGCGCGGAGAAUCAUGUUGGUUGUGCGAGUGGCAACGCGCGGUGCGCCUCUCUCAUUCGAAAUACCGAUACGUUUUACUCGUUUUAUUAUCAUUGCCAUUUUAACGUUAUGUCCACGGUCAACUCUUCGGCACNCUCUCUCUCUCUCUCUCUCUCUCUCUCUCUCUCUCUCUCUCUCUCUCUAUCGCCGUCUCUCUUUCUCUGUCUCUCUUUCUCUCCUAUAAGGCAAUAAGCAAACACUUAGCCGAAUGCACGAUAAAAAUGGACGCCAGGCUUUCGAAGUAUCGCGCGAAAAGGCGUCAAGAAGAGGGAGAAAGAAAGAAAAUACACUGUUAAGAUUCAGGGCUCCUUCGUUGCCUUAUUCAGGUUCCUAACAGAGACAGCCCAAACCAUACGUUCAAACGCAAACGAUAUGAGCCACGGGCGAGCCACUUUCCCGAAGGAACGACGAAGAAACGGCACUGUGUGUGUUGCGGCGACGUGCGCGCAACCGAUCGUUCUACGUGACACAAGUACACGAACAAAUACACACAUGCACACGCAUCAAACACGCCCGUGCGGUUUUAACGCCCCGUGGAACCGAAUACCUUUCCUUUCGAUCGCACUGUGAACGAUUUUACGAUUUGCAUUUCGUAGUCUUGCUGAUAGCCAGGGCACCUUGGUAAUAAUAGCGUAAUUACGAUAAAGACUAGGUAAAAACACUCUUAAGGUAACAAUGCAGAGUACAUACAUACACACGGAAGUACCUAUGCGAAUGAAAGAUAAAAAAGAAGAAGAUACACGCACGCGCGCGCGUUCGAAAACGUAAUCAAGUGGUAGAUAUUAUAUAGUGCUACGUGUGUGAAGGAACAAAAAAAACUCUCGACGCUCUUUCCUCGUAACGUUCCGGCGUGUCUCUCUCUCUCUCUCUCCCUCCCCCCUCACCCCAUCUCUUUCUCUCUGUCUCUAUCUCUCUACCUAAAAUCGUGAAAAAGAUAAUCGCACGCAAUUACGCCGCUGUACAUUCGACGAAGAGAAGAUUAGUUUCGUACAACUUCGCCUGCGGGAUAUGUAUCUUAACGCCGUUUACAGAGUAAAAGGUAAAAAAAAAAAAGGCAAGUCUCCACGAUAGUCUAACGAAGCUGAGAACGAAGCUGAGAGCUAGGUUAUUACGAUGUAUUACUACUACUAUUACCAGAGUUAAGCCAGUAAUUUAAACGAUGAGAGAAAAUAGAGGAGAAGAAGAAGAAGAAGAAGAAAUAGAAAACUACCCGCGAGGAGAGCUAGUAGAAAGGCGAGAACUAUUUUCUGCUAUUGCUAGGAAGUUCAAAUCUCUCGAAUCCGUGAGUUGUGACGUAAGCGGGGAAAGUAGGGAGUUACGGAAUAGAGAAGUCUCUUUAGUCUCCUGUCGCCGUUGAGUACAGAUGCUCUGUGACGUCCAUGCUAACUAAGUAAAGAAAAGAAAAAAAAAACGAAGUGAUCGCAAUUUAUUUAUUUAAAAGAGAAAGUCUAAGUAAAAAGAAGAAGAAAAAAAAAGAGAUACAACAAUAGCCACGAGAUGCCUUUGACGCAACAAGUUUCGGUGCCCUGGAACAGUGAAUAUACAUAUAAUAAAUAAAUAUAUAUAUACAUAAGUAUAUAUGUAAAAAAAAA
Messenger RNA from Dinoponera quadriceps, 5420 nucleotides. It is a transcript of the gene trc, whose product is annotated as serine/threonine-protein kinase tricorner. The record is from RefSeq and is a predicted model, not a curated record. The transcript has 11 exons. The coding region runs from base 974 to 2368 and encodes 464 amino acids. Lineage: Eukaryota; Metazoa; Arthropoda; Insecta; Hymenoptera; Formicidae. Gene Ontology annotation, biological process: intracellular signal transduction; peptidyl-serine phosphorylation. Gene Ontology annotation, molecular function: ATP binding; protein serine/threonine kinase activity.